Messenger RNA from Solanum dulcamara, 711 nucleotides. RefSeq lists its product as uncharacterized. Bases 1 to 711 code for a protein of 236 amino acids. Lineage: Eukaryota; Viridiplantae; Streptophyta; Magnoliopsida; Solanales; Solanaceae. The transcript is spliced from 2 exons. The record is from RefSeq and is a predicted model, not a curated record.
AUGACCAAAAGUGGUAAGAUGAUUCAACGACCACCGAUUAUAGGUAUUGAGCACGAUAAAGAUGUUACAUCCAACACCAACAAAUUGGCAAGAAGUGGUACACAUGAUGCAGUUCUUUUUAAUGAUUAUGAUGAGGUUGAGAAGAUAGUGGUAGAGCCAAAGAUGAAAGAGAAGUUAAAAGGUAAACAACCAAUGGAAGUAGAGCUAGCACAACUGUUGCCAAAAAUUUGCAAACUGCCUCCCCAAUUCCCAUAUAGAUUGAAUCAAAAGGCCGGGGAUGGGAAAGUCUUAAAAGUUAUCACCAUCCUGAAAGAGCUAUUUGUGAACAUCUUAUUGCUAGAAGUGUUGGACAAAAUGCUGGAUUAUGCAAAAUUCAUGAAAGACAUGGUUACUAAGAAAAUGACAAUCACUUUUGAGCCCAUUGAUAAACUACACCAUUGUAAUUGCUACAAGUUCGUUGGAGGGAGUAUCAAUCACAUGCCACUUGUGAUCUGCGGACAGUUGGGCUUGGGAGCCCCCGAACUAAUUGCAAUGAGGUUGUUGAUAGCUGACAGACCAGUGAAAAACCCUAUAGGGAUUCUAUGUGAUGAGCUGGUGAGAGUUGACAGAUUUAUAUUCCCUGCUGAGUUUGUCAUCUUAGAUUGUGAGGUGGACUUUGAAGUUCCCAUAAUCUUUGGAAGGACAUUUUUAGCCACAGGUAGAGCUUGGUAG